AUGGAAAUCAGAACGCCUCCUUAUUUCACUGAUCAACAUGUUCCUCAUCGGCUUUCUGAUGAAGAUUCACUUCAAUGGGGUCAAUGUUUACCUCCAUCGCCUCCGAAUCUUACUCCUCGUUUUAUUCGUAAUUAUUCAAGUUCCUUUGCAAGACGAGGUCGUCGUAAUUCUGUCAGUGCCGAAUCAAUCAGACCUUCAGACGAUCCUAAUGAUCGUACGAUUCAUCCAAAAUCUGAAGAGGUGAGAAAACGUAUCAACGUCGCUACUACCUUGAACUUGCUUUUCAAGUAUUUGGAUCGUGAAACUAAAGAACAAGUAAUAGAUGCCAUGUUUGAAAAAAUCGUUCACAAAAACGAAACUAUUAUUACCCAAGGUGAAGAAGGUGAUAACUUUUACGUAAUCGAACAUGGCAUAUUUGAAAUUUUUGUCGAUGAUAAAUUAGUUCUGGUAGUCGCUGACGGUGGUAGUUUUGGUGAAUUGGCAUUAAUGUAUAAUAAUCCUAGAGCCGCUACUGUUAAGGCAAAAACUGAUGGUAUUUUAUGGGCUGUAAGCAGAGAUGACUUUAGGAGAACUAUUACAAAUGCCAUGAAUCGUCAACGAAAAACCUACGAAAGGUUUAUAAGAUCGGUUUCGUUCCUUUCUUCUUUAAAUAAAUCCGAGAUUACUAAGCUUGCAGAAGCUUUAGAACCUUUCAAUUAUGAAGGUGGUGAUACGAUCAUCACUCAAGGCGAACCUGGUGAAUAUUUUUACAUCAUCGAACAAGGCUAUGUGAGUGUAUGUAAAGUCGAAGAGAAUGGUAUCGAACAACAGUUACCAAACCUUGGUCCGGGAGAUUAUUUUGGGGUAGAACUCGCUCUCCUUAAUGAUCAACCUCGUAAAGCCACUGUUGUUGCACGAAGCCCUGUUCGAGUCGCCGCCCUAAAACGUGAAGCUUUCGUUCGUCUUUUGGGUUCUGUUAUGGAUAUUUUCCGUAGAAAUGCCCAAGGAUACAAUAUGAAUACUGAAAGUAAUAAUUAUUCUCAAUAUGAUAAAUCUUAUUCUCCUGUUCCCGAGCGUUCGGAUCCAACUUCAGGAGAAAAUAGCAUACAAAGUCACGGUAGUGGUGACGAAAAUAUGGCCGUGGAUGCUAUGGAUGAGGAUUAUACUUCACCUGCCUCUACCAAUUCAACACAUACCACUGUUAAAAAAUGUGGAUACAGUGGGGCUGGUGGUGUUGAUGUAUUGUAA
Molecule: messenger RNA, 1227 nt
Organism: Racocetra fulgida
Lineage: Eukaryota; Fungi; Glomeromycota; Glomeromycetes; Diversisporales; Gigasporaceae
Source: the annotation of a GenBank genome assembly